This is a messenger RNA of Calypte anna (Anna's hummingbird), 4838 nucleotides long. It is a transcript of the gene TMEM65, whose product is annotated as transmembrane protein 65. The coding region runs from base 170 to 1009 and encodes 279 amino acids. NCBI's taxonomy places the organism in Eukaryota, Metazoa, Chordata, Aves, Apodiformes, Trochilidae. Gene Ontology annotation, biological process: regulation of cardiac conduction; cardiac ventricle development. Gene Ontology annotation, cellular component: mitochondrion. The record is from RefSeq and is a predicted model, not a curated record. The transcript is spliced from 8 exons.
CGGGGCGCGGCGCUGCCGCCGCUGGCGGGAGCGGCGGCGGGGCGGUGACUGGGUGCGGGUACCCCGGGCCCAGCAGAACCAGCAUCCGAUCCGGCAGCACCGGCAGCGGCCCGGGGACUCCGCGGCGGGCGUUUCUGGCGGCCCGAGCGCCGCGCCCUUCCCCUGCCCCAUGUCGGCGUGGCUCGGCCGGGCGGUGCUGCUGCUAGGGCGGCCGGGGGGCCCCGCUGCCGCCUCACCCUCCUCCUGCCUGGGCUCGCUGCGUGGCCCGCCGCGCUGCUGCUGCCGGCGCCUCCUGGGUAGUCUGCGAGGCGGUGGCGAGGGGCUGCUCCUCCCGCGGGGGCUGCCGCCGCCGCUGCCGCCCGGGCGGGCACUGGGCACCCACCCCAAGGAGCCGAUGGAGGCGUUGAACACGACGCAAGGGGCCCGAGACUUCAUCUACAGCCUGCACUCCACCGAACGGACCUGCCUGCUGCGGGAGCUGCACCGUUUCGAGUCCAUCGCCAUCGCCCAAGCUUCCAAAUAUCCUAAACCAUUGGUACCACUUGAGACGCCAGCGGAGGAGCUAGUAUCACCUGAGAUGACCAGUGAUGAUCUUGAAAAGUUGGAGGUUGCACCCCCAUCUCCAGGACAACUGAGACAUGUGUUCUUCCACAAUGCAUUACCUUUUGUAGGGUUUGGAUUUUUGGAUAAUGCAAUUAUGAUUGCUGCGGGAACCCAAAUAGAAUUGUCAAUUGGAGUUGUCCUAGGAAUUUCAACUAUGGCAGCUGCAGCUUUGGGAAACCUUGUUUCAGAUUUAGCUGGACUGGGUCUUGCAGGUUAUGUAGAAGCUUUAGCUUGUCGACUGGGUCUGUCAAUCCCUGAUCUGACACCCAAACAAGCUGACAUGUGGCAAACACGUCUCAGUGCACAUUUGGGUAAAGCUAUUGGAGUGACCAUUGGCUGCAUUUUAGGAAUGUUUCCUUUAUUUUUCUUUGGCGAUGAGGAAGAAAAACUGGAAGAAAAAAAUUAACCUUUUUACAAGACAUAUACAAAUGUAAACUACUGUACCUCAAUUAUUCAAUUAUGCUGUCAAUAUUUAGGAAUUAACAGACAGUAAAAAAUGUAUAGACUUGGGAACAAAACCUUCAGCAUGUCAUUUUAUGGAAACACUAAUUUAUUGUUGCUUUGCUGUGUUCAGUACUUCUUUUUAUAAGGUACCAUCUAAUUUUUUAUUUAUUGUAAAUUUUGGAAGUGUUUUCACUUAUAGCGAUUGAUGUUUACCACUUUCCCCUUUGACCAUAUUCCUCAAUGGAUUUAUUACUUUAAUAAUGACAUAAUGGAUGACAGAAUCACUCCUUGAGUUCCAUAUUGGUUACUUAACAGUUGUAAUUGCAUGACAAAAAUUUCAUUGCUGUUUGUCAGGUCCUUCAAUGCAGAUUAUUAAGGAAAUCAGUGAUGAGUGAUUUGAAGUCCUUCACGUUGAGAGGUGACUGGUUGCCCCCUCACCAGCCAUCAUUUUGCACUGCCUUAGAUUAGAUAUUUCAGUGAUCUACGACAGUCUUCUUUGCAAUUUUUCCACAAAUUUAAAUGUCUUUGAAUUGCCUUCUGAGAUUACAAUUUUAAUACUUUGUCAAGGUAAGUGUUUCCAGUGUAGGCUCUUUACCAAGUCCAUUUUUAAUGGUGUCUUAACACCUUCUGUACUUCCAUAUUCAUGCCUUUUUUUUUUCUUUCUUGCUUCGUAAAGAAUAUUUUGAGAAUUGAGUUGACAGGUCCUUAAAUUUGUCCUCUGGAGUUUUAAGUGUGGUUAAAGAAUCCAGUAUACUGUUUCAAAACCAGAAACAACUUCUUCUAUUGUUCUGCUAAAAAUAAGGUGUGAUAAGUUGAUUGGGUGGACAAGGCUGGGGAAUACUUCAGGUAUGAAUGAGUGCUGUCAUUGCAAGUUUGUAAUGGGUGGUUCAGUUGAAACAGUGAAGUGUAUCAUUGGUAUGGAUUAGAGGACCUGACUUGUAUAUUGUAGCUUUGCAUUUCAGAUUAAGCCUUAGCCACACUUUUUUUUUUCUGAGACAGUUGAAAAAACAACAAAAAAAAGAAACUUGAGGCCUUUUUUCCUUUUUUGCCUUUUAUUUUUGCACUCUUACUGUAUUAUAGAUCUGAGAGGGCAGUCACCUCUAACUCUGCUUUUUUUGUAUAAUCAUUAAUAAAUUGAUUACAACUAUUACAUAUUCAUAAAAUUUCAGGAUCUGACUUGCCAGUGUUAUAAUUCUAAGUUUCUUACCUGUUUGAAUACUGUUUUGAAAGGACACUUAAAGGAGGCACACAGUCAGGACACUUUGAAAAUUAUAUUGCUUGAAUUGCUAGCACUUCUGAAACCUAAAAAGAAAUGUUCAAACAAACAAACAAACAAAAAAGUUGAGUCCCAUUAUGUCUUUUAUUUGCUAUAGGAAAAGUUUUAUUGUAAUAUGUAAGUUUUACAGAGCUCAUUGCUUAUCUCUUGGUCAUAAAUCUGACUUCUCUGUUCUCAUUUCUAGAAGCCCUGUAACUGCAGUACUGAAACUUUGCCACCAGCCUUCAAUGAAGGUGAAAGUGUUGUAUCUGUUUUUUGAAAAGCAGACUUGGAAAACUUGCAGUGAGUAGUCCUGGUAGCAAGUACUGUACUUUGUACAUUAGCCAUGAGAAUCUGGACCAAAUUGUGAAACUCAAAUAAAUGUCAGCCAUGAAUAGAACAGAAAUGGAGGGGAAUUUUGGCAUGAAUUUUCAAACUUGGAAGCUUUAUUAAAGACCAAAAAAACUCCAACCACACACAAACAAAACAACAUAAAACCAAUCUUGCUAGCAAAUUAUUCACUUUCCCCAACAGGUUUGCUGCUGGUUUACAGUACUUCAGUGAUCAGGUUUUUUCAGCCAUCCACAUAUUUAUCUUGCCUUAAACUCUUAACUUUUCUUCCUCUGCAUGUACUUCUGUAUCUGGUAUGUUUCUAUACAAAGCUGCAAGUAUUUCCCUUUUUUAAAAUGGAAGAACACAUCAAAACAAUUUUGCAUAGGUUUCUUUUUUAGCUGUUUUACAGUAAUUCCAGCACUGUUUUCCAUUAUGAUACUGGCAUCUUCUUUGGAAUCUUCCAGCAGUGGCCAAUCCUCAGUUCUUUGCUGUUGUACCAACUGAACACUCUUUUCAUCACUUCUGUAGAGCUCAUGAGAACAAUCAGAAGGCUGCAUCAGCUGUCAUAGUAGUGUUCAUCUUACAGUGGCAACAGGAAAGACUGUGUACUAUUGUUAUGGAGCUUGUGCAUGUAAGCUGAGUACAUUUUGUUGCUGUAUGUCAAACUGUUGUACUGCAACCAAUGCUUUUACCAAGAACUAAUGAACUAAAAUAUCUUCAAAGAAAUUCAUCAUGUGUCGUCUGGUUAAACUAUUUAGCUGACCACAAAAAAUGUGGAGGGCAAGUGACACAUGGUAAGAAGUCUUGGGUGUUUCAGGCUGUUGUUUGAUACCAUAAUCAAAAAGGUGACUUCUGGGGUUCCAAUAUUUUACAAAUAUGAAUAAGUAGCUAUUUGAGAGGAAUUGUGAGCUCUGCUGAAAUAUGUGAGAAAGUGCUGGUUGGGGCCAAGCAGCCCCCCUGAGAAGAGGAGGGGCAGCUUGCUUUGUCUGGGGGAUCCACUCUUGCAUGGAUGUGGUACUGCUUGGUGUGCUAUGGAAGAUCUGUGCCUGAUCUGUACCCUGCCUCCUCACAUGGAGGGUAGUAUUUUCUGAGGUAUAUAGAUGAAAGUAUUCCCUGAUCCUGUGAUCACACUCCUUUAAAAGCUUACCUUAGAAGACAGAGCACUAACAAAACACUCCUCUUUGUUUUCUGUUGUCCUCUCCCUCCUGGAUAAAAGAAAAAAUAAACAUUACAAGUUCAUUCAGAGACUUCAGUAAUGCUUCAGUUUUUAAUUCUAUCAGUUUAUCCUGUUUUAACAGGAAUUUUUUCAUAAAAGGGCUGGUAGACCUGGAAUUGUGUUUAUUUUUAAACGCUGUCUUUUAUUGUAACUUAAAAUAGAAAUGUAUUUUCCACUGUAUGUUAUCUCUAUGGAUAAAUAACAUGCAUCUGAAAAUAGUUACCCUUGCUAAUAUUUUCUCAUUCAUGUACUUUUACAGAAAUUGUUUUAAUUCAGACAACAUAGUUUGUAUUGUCUUUAAUUAAAUUGUCAAAAUUUCUGUAAACUUUUGUACUGCAGCAAAGCUGUUCUGUGUUUCUUUAUUAGACCAGAUGCUGGAGGGGAAAUGUUAAUAAUAUCCUGUGGGUAUUCAGCCUCAGUUAUACAAAGCAGGGAUUCAUUAUUAAAGUUAUAAGUAGGUGGUCCUUUGUCACUGUUACAGGAGAUACCACCAUGGAGUCUUUUCAUGCUUGGAAGGAAGAGAUUUAAGCAAUUAAAAUAUUUGCAUGGUAAAUUGGUGGUGUUUGUGAUUAAUAUUAGUCAGAAGGCCACUUGCACUUGAACUCUGGAAUUAACUGGGUUUUUAUAUGUAAACCAAGCUGUUUUGAAAUUUUCUGGACUUGGUAGCUCUUUGCUUUUUUUCACUCCUUGGUCAGUCCUUUUGGAGAUGUCUGUCCAUAAAGAAGUGCUGUGAGUAAAGCAUCUGUGCUGGCAUGAUCUCAUCUCAUUUUGACAACCUGUAUAGGCUGGCUGUUAUUUUACUCUAUUCUGAUUGUGAAGUUGAACUCUCCAUUAAUGCUGUUCAGAGAGUCUUACCACACUUGUAGCCAACAUUUUCCUCUUCUCUGUCUAAUGUUUUACAUGGUGCAGUGAGAAGCUGACAGAGCAGCAGUAUAUAAACUGAAGAACUUAAUAAAGUAUUAAGGAAUUACCAUCCUGCUUUGAAAC